CUCCAAUUUAAAUAUUUUCAUAAUUUUUACUUGAAAUUUAUUUAUUGGAUCUACCAGUUCAAUUAGGCGAUGCUCUAACCUCUGAACUCUGAACCUUCCCUCAUCGUUUUUAGGGCUUUUCUGCACUCUCUCGCGCGCUCGAAAAUGACCAAGUUUCGGAAGUUGGGCCGCCCGGCGGCUCACCGGAUUUCCAUGCUCAGGACGAUGGUUUCGCAGCUUGUCAAACAUGAGCGUAUAGAGACAACUGUUGCUAAAGCAAAGGAACUUCGUAGGCUUGCUGAUAAUAUGGUGCAACUUGGGAAAGAGGGAACUCUAUGUGCUGCAAGACGUGCUGGUGGCUUUGUGCGUGGUGAUGCUGUUCUUCACAAACUAUUUACAGAACUGGCGUAUAGAUACAAAGAUAGAGCCGGUGGAUAUACAAGAAUGCUAAGAACACGAAUCCGUGUUGGUGAUGCUGCUCCUAUGGCAUAUAUUGAGUUCAUUGACAGAGAAAAUGAGCUUAGACAAUCAAAACCGCCCACCCCACAGCCACCGCAAAGACCCGCCAUGGAUCCUUGGACAAAGUCCCGGCUCAGUAGGCAGUUCGCACCCCCCAAAGUUGAGAAACUUUCCGACUCCAAGAUUUGAAAAAAGGUGUGUAUCGAAUGUGUUGAAGAAUUUAUACGCUCUUGUAGUUUCGAGCAACCAAAUCUGCUACCUUUAAUGUGAAGUGGCUUUGAAGUGUGAUUUGUUAGAUGUUUAAGAACAAGAUUACAUAAAAAAAACUCUUUUUGGUGGU
Messenger RNA from Cuscuta campestris, 778 nucleotides. The record is from the annotation of a GenBank genome assembly. Lineage: Eukaryota; Viridiplantae; Streptophyta; Magnoliopsida; Solanales; Convolvulaceae.